AGUUCUGCUUGGAUCCAGCGGCUGCGUGGGGGCUCGGAACACUGCUCCAAGCGCGGUGCCCGUUCCCUAAAUACAUGUCGUCGCGCUCGGCCGUCGAUGAGGCGGCGGACGCGGCCCGGUGGCGGCCCGAGUGGCCGAUGCAGGCCUGGGAGUGGCACAGGGCUGUGAACCGCAAGUGGGUGCCUUACAACACUGAGGUCUCCGCGGCACUCGAGAAGCUCUACCAGGACAAGUUCCCGGAGUUCGAUCGCGAGGGCGACCUGUACAAGUUCCGGGGGGCGAACAGGCAGCUCUACGUGGUCGACCUGUCCGCGUUCAAGCAGCGGAACCUCGGAACGAAGGCCGUGCGCGACGUACGGCGCAGGGCGGCACGGCCAGCACCGCUCUGGGAGAGCCGCCGGGGCGCGAUCGAGAGCGCGGGACAGGCUGGGCAGGCGCAAUUUGCGCUCAGCUUUUUCGAGGGCUCCUGGCGCAACUGGCCGGAGCCGCAGGAGUCUUACGCGGCAGCAGGAGAGCCACCGUCGACGGUGGCUGGCACUGAGACGGCAAGCGGAGGAGGAGGAGGAGAUGAAGCCUUGGACGUGGACGAUGACGUCGACGAGGACUCGGACAGCGACGGGUCGCCCAAACAUCUGAUCAUGGCUUCGGAGGGCGCGGACGAAGGGGCUCUGAAGGCUCAGGGCCUCACGCAUGAGUGCUACACGAUCGAGUAUGUGGCGGACCCACAGAGCAGGUGGGGUUUUGAGUACGCACGCAGUACUUGCUCAGUGCCAGGGUGGUACAUGACACACGACUACAUGCCUGACUACGCGGAGCGCUACGUCCUGGACGUGGCGCGAAGCGCGUCUUCUGGUGAGGUUCCGAAGCUGGUGUGGGUGUGCGUGUGGCAGGAAGGCCGGCAGAACGGGUACCCGCCCUCUGAUGCGUGCUGGUGCUUCGAGGCCGACGAGCAGGCGUGGUGGCGGUCCAGCGCAUAGGCUCCAGAGGCGAGCGGCCGCGGCCAAGGAUCAGCCAGAGCGCUCGACGAGGAAGUGUAA
Molecule: messenger RNA, 1037 nt
Organism: Prorocentrum cordatum
Lineage: Eukaryota; Dinophyceae; Prorocentrales; Prorocentraceae
Source: the annotation of a GenBank genome assembly